Molecule: messenger RNA, 3412 nt
Organism: Ostrea edulis (European flat oyster)
Lineage: Eukaryota; Metazoa; Mollusca; Bivalvia; Ostreida; Ostreidae
Product: cytochrome P450 2H2-like
Exons: 8
Coding region: 62-1549 (495 amino acids)
Molecular function (GO): monooxygenase activity; oxidoreductase activity, acting on paired donors, with incorporation or reduction of molecular oxygen; heme binding
Source: RefSeq, a predicted model, not a curated record
AUCACAUGACGAGAUGAACCGACGCCUUUAAGGCAGGGUUUCAACAUUACUUGUUGCUGACAUGGAGAAGGAAUCAUGGAUUCUCGCCACGGUGUUAGGGAUCUCCUCAGUUGCAGCAGUUUCUGUUUACCUGAUCAUGAAAAUCGUCUGGGGAAGACGAUAUAAGCUCCCCCCUGGGCCCUGGGCGUGGCCCAUUGUGGGGAACCUCUCGCAACUUAAAGGAGGCAAUGGGUUUUACUACAAAGUGUUGGAGUUCAGACAAGCAUACGGGAAUAUAUUUAGGUUAAAGAUGGGAGUCCACAAUGUCUUCUUUGUAUUUGGACACCAGUAUGUGCAGGAAAUACUCGGCAAACACGGAGAUUUGAUGACAAAGAGGCCAAAUUGGAUGUACAUUCCUGAUAAAAUUCUGAAAAGAAAAGGCAUAUUCUGGAGUUAUGGAGAGUCGUGGCGAGCUAUGCAGGCACUACUGAAAUCAGCCCAGGAAGACUCCGCCGUGAUAUCCGCUCUCCAGCGCCAUCUUGCAGCAGAGUACGACGUGUUCAGAUCACAUGCUAAGGAUGUGGCCUGUCCCUACACCCUGGAAUAUCUGAUCCGCCAAGCCUCGUUCAACUUUCUCGCAGCCUUUCUUCUAGGACAAAGGUACAGCUAUGAUGAUACAAGCAUGGUGGAAAUGCGAGAAAGGAUAAAUGAUUUCGGCGUCUCUACGUCAUCGGCUAACAAAGCUAAUUUUCUUCCUUUCGUAGCACCAUGUCUCCGGGCACAGCUUCAAACAGCCGUACGUGAUCAGGAAGUUCUGUUUCGCAAAUUUCGGGAAAUUAUGCAAGCCAGAUCAAACGCGGCAAGAAAUGAUCCUCCAUCGGAUUUUCUCCAGGUUUAUUUGUCCAAGUCGGAGAAAGAGCGAUCAGCGGAUGGUAUGACAGAAAUCGACCUUCUACGGACCGUAGUAGACAUGUUUUUGGGCGGUAAAGAUACGCUCUUGUCAUCUGCAGAGUGGAUACUGAUGGCUUUGGUAAAGUACCCGGAUGUGCAGUCCAAAUGUAGAUCAGAGAUUAAUGAGAUUUUUGGUCCAGAUCAGGUGAUACAAACACAGGACAGAUCAAAGACCCCGUACACCCUAGCCACCAUCAAGGAAAUCCUGAGAAUGCACUCACCAGUGCCACUGACGCCUUUCCACUGUCCAGAGCAGGACAUUAAGGUCGGAGAGUACGAUAUUCCGAAAGAUUCUGUCGUCUUGAUAGACUGCAAAGCGUCCUGCCAAGAUGGACAGUUUUGGUUGGAGCCAGAUGUCUUCAAACCUGAACGAUUUCUGGAUAGCAAUACCACAAAGCAGAUACACGGGGACUGCUUUACUCCUUAUGGAACAGGUCCAAGAGACUGUAUUGGUAAAGCCAUGGCGGACAUCUUUUUGUACACGUUUACUGCAAACGUUCUUAAGAACUUCCAAGUUACGACCAGAAAUCCGGAAGAACAAUUGUCUUUUGAGGGCGUCUAUACCGUGUUCUUAUUCCCUAAGCAUUUUGACCAGGUCGUGUUAAAGCCUUUAGAAUAAUGCAUCAAUUUUAUUCUUUCUGAUCUCUACUAGGCCAUGUGUGUUCUCUUUAGAGAAGUGGACAGGCAUAGCAUACAUAAAGAGAACAAUACACGAGUACUAACGGUGAAAUGCCAGUUAAUAGCAAUGCUCACCAGAUCUACAAAAGGUUUUAAAGAUGAAAACAACAGGGUUUUCUGUUCUGUGAAGAAAAUGUUGUUUACAAAUGUUUUGUCAGUACCCUUUUUCAUUACACCUGUAUUUUAUUUCUUGAUAAUAACUUACCUUUGAACUUGACAUAAUGCAAAUACGAGCACAUUAUGCAAGCACUGUAGUACACAUUUUAACUAUUAUAUUAAGAUGAAUUUUAUGUCAUAAACAUGUAUUUCAAAAAGGAAUACCCCAUGUGAAUGAUUACCAGAGAAAAUAUCUGUAAUACUAAUCUAAAAUACAUAUACUUAUGAAUACUUACUUGUUAUUUGUCGGUUAUGUUACACUAUUCAAAUGAUAACAAAGUUCAAGAGGCUGUGCUUGAGAAGAAGAUUUUAAAGGAUUUUUCCUCUAUAUAUCGAAGUAAAACUUUACAGACUGAUGGACAGACACUGAAUAACAGGUGACCCAAAAGAAAACCCCCAAAUAAAACAUGUCCUUUUCAAAUAAGAGGCACGUGCAUCAACAGUUAUCUACAAUUGUAGGUAUCUAGGUAUCAAACAAAGAGAUUGUUGUUUUGUUAGUGCAAAUGGUAGGUAUUUUGUCUGAGUGGAAGAAAUAUCACUUUAAUGAUUAGAUGAGGUGAUAAUUAAAAUGUCACUCAUAUACCUGUAUAUUGUCACACAUGUUUGAUCUAUUAAUCCCGUGGUGACCCGGGUUACAGUAGCUCCUCAGUAUCCCCUUGCUUGUUGUAAGAGGUGAAUGGGGCAAUCCUUCGGAUAAGACCGUAUAAACCGAGGCCCGUGUCACAGUAGCUAUAGGUGUGGCACAAUAAAGAUCCCUCCCUGCUAAAAGGCCGAAAGCGUGAGAAUCUUUCACUCAUAUGGAGACAUCACCAUUGAUGCAAAAUUUAGGCCCAUGCUCGGUGCUUACGGCAUUUGCGAAGGGAGGGAUAUUUAUCGUGCCACACCUGCUGUGACACGAGGCCUCGGUAUUUGUGGUCUCUUCCAAAGAACUGCCCCAUUUAGUCGCCUCUCACAAGGAAGGGGUACUUGGGACCUAUUCUAACCCGGAUCCCCACGGGAUUCUACUAGUCAAAGGCCACCACAAUACUAAGUUUGGUCUCAUAUUUACCAGCAGACAUUUCCAAAUAACCAGUCACAACCUUUGACCUUGUGACUUGAAAACCAUUGGGGGUCAUCUAAUCUUUUAAUAGGGGGUACCAGUUUACAAAGUUUGAUAUCUGUCAAGCAAAGGAUUUGUAAGAUAUUGAGCAGACAUUUUAUUAUGUCCAAUUUAACCCUUGACCUUGUGACCUCAAAAUCAACAGGGGACAUCUACUUCUUAUGGGAAAUCAAUGUGCCAUGUUUGAUGUCUGUCAUAUGAAGGGUUAUAAAGAUGUUGAGCAGACAGUAUUUUACUAUGUCCAGUUUGACCCUUAACCUUGUACCCUCAAAUCAGUAACUAGUACUCCUUAAAAUGUACCAGUGUACCAAGUUUGAUGCCAGUCAAACAAUGCAUUUUCAAGAUACAGAGCAGACAAUAUCUUACUAAGUCUAGUUUGACUUAUGACCUCAAAAUCAGUAGGGGUCAUUGACUUCUUAUGGAAAAUGACUAUAACAAGUUUGAUGUCCAUCAAGCACCAGGUUCUUUAAAUAUUGAGUGGACAGUGCUUGUCUACUGACUGACAUGCCGACCAACCUUUAUCAAAGGAGCAUAAAAUUUAAAUAAGCA